CUGAGGGAGGAAGAGGAGGAGGAAGAUGACGCUGGGGCUGGUCAAUGCGAAUCCAGUGGUUCACGCCAAGAAGGAGCGGAUCGCGCGCUCCGAUGAUCCCCACGCCGCCGUCGAUCCCCUGGAAAUCUAUGAUAUCCUCUCACGCCUUCUCUUGCUCUUUUUGUAUUGUUUCGUUUAGAUAAUUAACAACUGCGAUUGAAUUGAAACGCAUGAACUGAGAUUCCUUGACCUUGAUAAUGGCCACAUUUCGUUAGGGAUAUAAGAGAUCCGGAGCAUCCCUAUUCCCUAGAGCAGCUCAGCGUCCUCUCUGAGGAGUCAAUUACAUUUGAUGAUAAACUCGGACGCAUUCUGAUAACAUUCACGCCAACUAUCCAGCAUUGCACUAUGGCAACUGUAAUCGGAUUGUGCUUGAGAGAGAAGCUGAAGAAUUAUUUCCCUCCUCAUUACAAGGUAGAUAUAAAAGUGGCUCCCGGGUCUCAUGCUGAUGAAGAAUCAGUAAAUAAGCAGCUAAAUGAUAAGGAAAGAAUUGCUGCUGCACUGGAGAACCCAAACCUUCGCCAACUUGUGGAUGAAUGCCUCUACUCAAAUGACAUCUAAAUUUGUUUGUACUCUUCACUGCCUAAGACAAUAUAUCAAUAUGAAGAUGUAUAUCGGCCUGCAUAUCCCUUCUGUAAGUAUCAAUAAGCCGUGUUUGCAUUUCAGAAAACAUUGGGUUGAGGCUUAUGUAGUUGAAAGAAAUUGGUAUAUUUACGGUAGCCAUGGAACCAGGCUAGAACUGCAGCAUGGUCUGGCAAGGCAUUGUUUAGACAUCCAUUCCCUUUUUUUUCAAGUGAUGUUUUCCCCACUUUUAUUAUUUCUUGAUUGCUUUGGGGUCUUCUAAAAAGUGUUCACGCUGCGCACUUACAUGUACCCACAUCGAAUGUAUAAAUAAAGUCAUAUGAG
Molecule: messenger RNA, 942 nt
Organism: Cuscuta campestris
Lineage: Eukaryota; Viridiplantae; Streptophyta; Magnoliopsida; Solanales; Convolvulaceae
Source: the annotation of a GenBank genome assembly